This is a messenger RNA of Penicillium arizonense, 357 nucleotides long. RefSeq lists its product as uncharacterized. The record is from RefSeq and is a predicted model, not a curated record. The transcript has 2 exons. Bases 1 to 357 code for a protein of 118 amino acids. Lineage: Eukaryota; Fungi; Ascomycota; Eurotiomycetes; Eurotiales; Aspergillaceae.
AUGAAGCUCACUAGUCUUCUCCUCAGCGCCCUUUUCGCUACCGGUCUCAGCGCCGCUCCUGUCGCUGAUGCUGAGCAGAGCGAGGUACUUGACGGUAAAAAGAUCUUCGGUCGAUCGGGUCAGUUGUGCAGAGUUCUCUACAGCGAGCAUGUCAACUGCCGCUCUGGGCCUGGCACGAAUUACCCAGUUGUGGUACAACUAUCCAAGGAGUGGACACGCGGGUAUUACUUCACUUGCGUUAAGUCUGGAGAAUGCAUCACAUACAAUGGUGCCGUCAAUUGUGGUUGGGACUACUUUGAGGAGGAUAAGUGCUACGUAAACGGCCAUGCAACCGAUAGCUCUUGUACUCUGGGAUAG